Molecule: messenger RNA, 996 nt
Organism: Enterobius vermicularis (human pinworm)
Lineage: Eukaryota; Metazoa; Nematoda; Chromadorea; Rhabditida; Oxyuridae
Source: the annotation of a GenBank genome assembly
AUGGAAUUAGCGUUUAAAUAUCGGCUUGUGAGAACCACCAAAUCCUUUCGAAGUGAUUUUGGUCGUGGCUUCCUAGACUGGCCAAGCGACUGGCCUAGGAUGGAUACCAUUGCACCACGAUUUUCAUCGCAUUUGGACCGCUUAGACCGGAACUGGCGCACUGAUCCAUUCUGGCGUGACCUUUAUCCACGAUGGGCAGAACCGAUUUUCAAAGAGGGUAUCGACAUUAAAGCCAAAGUAAUCAACGAUUCUCAACGCUUUAUAGUUGACGUUGACGCAUAUCAGUUUCGACCGGAAGAAAUACAGGUAAAAACCAUUGACGACACGUUGCUCAUCGAAGGACGACACGAAGAUGUUCGCGAUCGAGAUAAUUUUACAAAAAUGUAUUUUGUUCGAAAAUAUCAGCUUCCAGCCGAUGUAAACCCGCAGGACGUCACCAGUUCAAUUGAUAGCUCAGGUCGACUGACUGUGGAAGCGGUAAAGCACGUAAAGGCUUUGCCUAGUCGCGAAAGAGUUGUACCUGUUGAAGGACCUUCAAAACGCGGCGAAUCUCGAGCUUCUGAUGUUUACAGUCAUAGUUCCAGAAGCCGCAAUGACUCUGGUAAUUAUUCACCACGAGGGCACCCGCCAACCCAGGGGCGUUCUCACAGCUCGUCGUCAUUUUACCAUCGUUCUUCAACCCGUACAACAACCAACCCACCUGAUAGCGUACAAGAUCGUGAAUACGGCAGAAGAAAAGACUAUCCUCUAAAAGAUGAGCGUAAAGAAAGGGAAUAUCGUUCAGAAUCAAGGAACGAGUACAGGAGUGAAUCACGUCAAGGAGAGACCUCUCAACAGCGAUACAGAGUAGAUUCACCAGGGAGUGCUUACAGUCAACAGGCUGGUGGACAACAUCCGCAACAGAAUGGUAAAGCUGAGCCUCCUCCACCACCACGAUCUGAUUCUCGUUCAGAAAGUGUUCGAAGCGUACAAAUACUGAGAAAAAGUUUCAGCUAA